AUGGCGCUGACUCGGCCCUGCUCGUAUGCUGAAAAUAAAGCUCGUUUUCAUUCCCCACCAUUCGAACAGGCUAAGGAACCCUCUGUACUGGUGGAGCUGAAGAAUAACUUGUCAACAACCGCAGGAUCCUACCAAAGUCGCCCGGAUCAAUUCUCGAAGCUUUGUUGUGCAAGGGUGCAUCAUGCACCUGCGGGAGAUUUCGCCUUGGACUGGGAAGACGUCUUGUCAUCAUAUCACCCUAAGCCACGCAUGAUAGAGAUGGAGCAGAAAUUUGACUCAAGGAUAAAGCGUAUGACAGGAUACCGAGAGGUGGAGGCUUACGGAGAAGAGGCUGUCGAGGAGGACACUGCAGAAGACGACUGGAUGACCACAAUGCAGGAGGACGGUCGCCAGCAUACCCAGAAGGAGGUUGACUGGUCUAUCUACCAAGCCGCUCAGCAUAGAGUAACCAAAUAUUUUGAGGAAGUCACCCGGAUGCAGAAGUCUGGGCGCUCUGCGAAGACCGAAGAAUGGCGCAUUGUAGUCGUCUAUCCCCUGAAAAGAGCCAAAAAGUACCCGUCGGAGCACGAGGACUCGCCGCCCGGAAGCAGUCUCGCCCAAAUACCCAAGGAUGUAUCGGUAACCUCUCGUACAAGCGCGUUAUCAUACCCUGAAGCUCCGUUCGAUUACGGUUUCCAUUGGUACUGGAGAUGGAUGAACCGCUGGCGCGGAACAAGUUGUAAUCCCCGGAAUUGUCGACGAUCAGAAUGGGGUGUCCUCGCCAGUUCCGAGCGACAAUCCUUCACAUCACUCUCCUUCGACGUCGUCACACAGACAUUGCCUACCCUCACCUUGAAUGAUGCUCAUCUUGCCGACGCCUGUUCUUCUUGA
This is a messenger RNA of Desarmillaria tabescens, 870 nucleotides long. RefSeq lists its product as uncharacterized. Bases 1 to 870 code for a protein of 289 amino acids. The record is from RefSeq and is a predicted model, not a curated record. The transcript is spliced from 8 exons. NCBI's taxonomy places the organism in Eukaryota, Fungi, Basidiomycota, Agaricomycetes, Agaricales, Physalacriaceae.